Messenger RNA from Zeugodacus cucurbitae (melon fly), 1230 nucleotides. RefSeq lists its product as uncharacterized. NCBI's taxonomy places the organism in Eukaryota, Metazoa, Arthropoda, Insecta, Diptera, Tephritidae. The transcript is spliced from 3 exons. The record is from RefSeq and is a predicted model, not a curated record. Bases 54 to 1184 code for a protein of 376 amino acids.
CAUCAAAGGAUAAAAUAUCAUAUGAUUUCGUGUUCGCGUUGUUAUUUUCAAAAAUGUUUCGUUAUCUAAAUUUUACAACAACACCUAAGACUAUAGUGAUAGUUUUAGUGUUGUUCAGCAUUUCAACAACUCGUGCGAUAGAUCGCGCUUCGACAUCAGCUGCCGUUACAUCUAAACCAGAUCAAUCAACGUCCCUUGGUUCGGGUUCUUCGAGGCAAACAGAUGGUUAUAUUAAAAGGAAUAUAAAAGUGAAUGAUUUGUCAACUUCAAGCUCGGCGGCAGCCAAAAGUUAUGAUACACCACCAGAAUUUUAUAGAGGCCCGGGUUCAACCAGCAAGACAUCAUCGUCGGCAUCUAGCUCGACUUCAGCCUCAAUAGAUACACCUUACCAUAAUCGCGACAGUGUUACAGCAAGCUUUAUUUCUAAGCCCGUCACAUUUCCAGACCUCACCGGACACAAAAAAUACCAUAACAAUGAUCCAAGCCAACAGCUCGCGAAUUCAUUCAACAGUUGGCAGCAGUUGCGCGGACAAAGCGCACAGGACAGGAUCAGUGUGAAACCUUACGGCAGCAACGAGGUGCAUGGUCUAACUUCGGGUUACGCACCUGGCGGCGGUGGUGGCCACUACAGUCAUCACGACAUACGACCCUACACAACUGGCGGACACUACAUCGACUACGGCCCAACACACACCGGCGGACACUAUGGCACCAGCGGUCACAGUGGCUACUAUGGCGGAGCCAACAGCGCCGAGGCCGGCGCUAUACCAUUCGAUGUGUACGGCGGUAAGGGCAGCGGACACUAUGCGGGUCACGGUGGAGAGUACUCAUACACCUAUCCAGAAGUGCCACACGAAACCGCAGCACACAAGGGCCACCACGAUCUGUCGCAGAAGGCAUUGUUGGCUAAAAGCUUUCUCAUACCGCUCGCAAGCGCUGCAGUGCUGGGCAUCGCCGCAGCGCUGGUCAGCAAUCCACUGCUACUGCAAUUGGGCACAGUGUCUGCUUUGCCUGUGGGCGCUACGGUGGUGGGCAAAAGACGACGUCGAGAUUUGCGAACUUUGCAAGCAGUGAAAGCAGGAUUAGCACCGAGUAGUGAACUGCCGAAGUCGGCAAAGAAAGCUGCCGGCGGCGCAGACAUGGCUUAUCGCGCACAACAUCUGCGGACCAAGGCACGUGUGUAGGAGUAACCAGUCGAAAGGAAGUUGGAAGAGACCGUAAUUUAAUUUU